This is a messenger RNA of Scophthalmus maximus (turbot), 5839 nucleotides long. It is a transcript of the gene rhbdl1, whose product is annotated as rhomboid, veinlet-like 1 (Drosophila). Gene Ontology annotation, molecular function: serine-type endopeptidase activity. The transcript has 8 exons. Lineage: Eukaryota; Metazoa; Chordata; Actinopteri; Pleuronectiformes; Scophthalmidae. The record is from RefSeq and is a predicted model, not a curated record. Gene Ontology annotation, cellular component: membrane. The coding region runs from base 414 to 1532 and encodes 372 amino acids.
UGUCGAGGAGAGAGAGAGAGAGAGAGAGGUAGCAGUCAGUGCGAUGGGAUAGAGGAGAGCGAGGAGAGGAGGAAUGAGUGAAUGAGAAGCCGCUGGGUCUGCCUCGCCUGCCUGUCGUCCUCUGAAGCUGGCUUUACCGCCACACUGCGUUGGCACGGAGCGGGACUCGCGGCUCCGCCACCAUCCCCUCUCUCACCACCGGCUCUCACCACACCACCGGCGAGGGAAAGCGAGGACCCGAGCUCACGCGGGCUCUCUCCAUCACCACGGAGGGACGCGGUGGCUGCGCGAACGGGGCCUGACUCCACGAUUUCGGCACCAGCUGCAACCUCCACCAAAUCCCCCCCCACUCCUCCCCUGCUCCUCCCUAUGCCCUUGUCCUCGGCGGCUCCUCUCACCUCCCUGGCCAGUAUAUGGAUAGAAGCUCCCUGUUUCAGCUCAUACAAGAGCAGCUGGACCCAGAGAACACCGGUUUCAUUGCAGUGGAGAACUUCACCAGCUUGGUGGAGGACCAUGAGCUGCAGCUGGACCCGUCCAAGCUUGACAUGCUGUUAGCCCUCGUCCAGAGCAAUGAAGACGGACAGGUGUGCUACCAGGAGCUCAUCGAGCUGAUGAGCAGCAAACGCUCCAGCAGCUUCCGACGAGCCAUCGCCAAUGGCCGCCGCACGCUGCAGAGGGAGAUCCUGCUGGACGAGACGGGGCUGGGUCUGUACAAGCGCUUUGUGCGCUAUGUGGCCUACGAGAUCUUGCCCUGCGAGACAGACCGUCGCUGGUACUUCCACCAGAACCGCCUGUGUCCCCCGCCCGUCUUCAUCGCCAUUGUCACCAUAGUCCAGAUCAUCGUGUUCAUGUGCUAUGGCAUCAUGCUGAACAAGUGGGUACUGCAGACCUAUCAGCCCGACUUCAUGAAGAGCCCUCUGGUCUACCAUCCCGGCCACCGUGCACAAGUGUGGCGCUUCUUCAGCUACAUGUUCAUGCACGUUGGAUUAGAGCAGCUGGGGUUUAACGCUUUACUGCAGCUGAUGAUCGGCGUGCCUUUAGAGAUGGUCCACGGCAUCUUACGAAUAAGUCUGCUUUACAUGGCAGGAGUGCUGGCCGGCUCUCUGACGGUGUCCAUCACAGACAUGCGUGCUCCAGUGGUGGGAGGCUCCGGCGGGGUCUACGCUCUGUGCUCAGCGCAUCUGGCCAACGUUGUCAUGAACUGGGCCGGGAUGCGCUGUCCUUACAAGCUGCUGCGCAUGAUCCUGGCUCUCGUUUGCAUGAGUUCAGAGGUGGGUCGUGCAGUCUGGCUCCGCUUCUCACCGCCGCUGCCGUCCUCAGGGCCCCAGCCCAGCUUCAUGGCACACCUGUCGGGGGCCGUGGUCGGGAUCAGCAUGGGGCUGUUGAUCCUGCGCAGCUACGAGGAGAGUCUGCAGAAACAGUGCUCCUGGUGGGUCAUCGUCUUCUCCUUCAUCACCUUCCUCCUCUUCGCCAUCUUCUGGAACAUCUUCGCAUAUGAGCUCCUGGGGGUACAGAUCCCACCUCCUCCCUGAUGAUGACCCCCCCCCACACACACCCUCAGGGGCUCUCCUUCACAUACACACUGACUCCAACCCUGCUCCAAACAAAGGUUCCCUUUUGACCAUUGUUAACAAUCCCAUUUCCUCUCAAGUUCGACCCAAAUAUAACGAUAUGAGAUCAUUCAAACUUAAAAUCGACCACAAAUCCUUUUUUACAGAUACUUUGCAAAUCAAAGAAAUAUGUCUCUUUUAUUAAAGAGGGAUUACAGUAGCAACAAGUACAGGUGACAGUUCCUCAGAUCCAUUUCGAGGAGCAAUAUCUUUUUAUAUACAUUGAAAUCUCAUCCACAUUACCAGCGCUUAUCUUUCACUGUCAUUUCUUUGAGUAAAUGUUUCAUACAUGUAAUGUCCUAAAGUAAGAAGGAUCUGAGUUGAUGACGUGUGCCUCUGGUGAAAAGCAAAAGGGAUUUAAAGUGGCAGAGCUGUAGGAAAAAGUGCUGUUGCUGAGAAAAUGCUUGGAGAAAUGUCUUUCUUAAAGGUCAGAGAUGAGGAUCAAAACUAAUAGUUUCAAUGUUUUGCUGAAAGGCACUUAAGCAGAGUAGACAGAAUCUGACUUGUUGCCUGUGCUGCAGGGGAAGAUUUAAUUAAGAACUUCAGGAGGAGCACAUUUACUUCCAGGGGCAGCAAUAAACAAAAACACUGUAGCACCAAUGAAAUUUGAUUGUUGAUAUAAAUGUACUUUAAUUUCACAUCCCUGCUGUAACUUGCAGGACUCACUAUGUUUUUUUUCCAGAAUUGCUGGCACACUUACCGAAAAACAAAAAACAACCAACUAGCUGCCGUGUAUUUCCAGCCAAAUGGAAAGAAAUCAGUCAAACUUCUUUGCCUCAAGUGCAAACAGUUUGCAAAGUUCCCUCCCAGAGCAUGUGCCGUAAGACAGGAGGCAAAAGCUUUAAAUGCAAGAUUUCAGGCACAUUUUAUGUGGAUUCUGUCAUCAACAAGGAGUACCUUGAGGUUGGAGGCAUCACUUUCAUUUUCACUUCUUGACAUCUUAAAUAACAUUAUACCUACACUGUGGACACAGAAAAAAUAUUUCACACAACAAAGAAAAGACACCAAGAUAGGAAAUCAAAAUGACAGAGUGACAGAGGAGGGGGGAAAAAAGUAGUUGAAGUUUCGUGGAUUAGCGUCUCUUCAGCGAGUGAACUCCACCAGUUGCUGUGUCAAAAGUUAACUACCAACUUAGCACCGUGUAAAAUAUGCCAUAUCAUUUUCUGUGGCUCUCAGCGAGACAAGGACACACACGCGCGCGCGAGUGCACACACAAACACACACACACUUCUCCUCUAUGUCUUUGAGAGCGGCCACUGCCUGAUUCUCUGGGUCAACGUGGAUAAACUGAAAAGGAACAAACACACUCACACACUCACACACACACACACACACACACACACACAUGCACACGCACACGCACUGGCCUCUGCCUGUACUCGCUCUGACAGACUGAACUGGGGAGGGCGCGGAUGUGUCAUCACCUGACCUCUGACCUUUCGUGUCCCAGAGGGCAUUGGGGUCUAUCUGUUGGGCCCAGUCUAUACCUCAGUUUCUCAUUCUUAGGGACUGUAUACUUUUGUAAAGGAAUGUACCUAUGAAGAAAAAAAAAGAGUGUUAUUAAGUUGUUCCUGUUUUUCAUUUGGUAGUGGAUGUGUAUAUUGUAUGUUCAUAACCAAGAGUAUAUUUAUUUGUAUUUUUUUUCCUCAUUGAGGGGAAAAGAGAAAAGUUUCAAAUGGUGCAAAAUUAAUGCUAUGAUUGUUGUUCUUCUGAUUACUCCUGUAUGGCUUUGAUCCUCUGAAAAGUAGUCUAUGAGGCAAAAUCCCCUGGUUUGUUAUGUGACCACCAAUGACUCAGCUCAGUUGAUUUUAUAAAUCUUUACUGCUUUACAAAAUAAGCCAUAGAAAGAACUAACAUGAGAGGGCAAAAGCAGAGGGGAAAGGUGUUUGUUGGUUUGAAACCUGCAGAUAAUGGUAACUUGAGUUGAGUUUUUUUGUGCCAUCAAAAGACAUUUCUUCAUUGUGUGUUCAACAGGUAAGGUGAAGGAAAGCAAACUGCAGCGUCAGACUGUUAAAGAUGUUUUCAUGGAGCUGGAAUCAUUUUUGUUGAUGCAGCUUAAUUAGCCCACGCCUCGCUACAGUCCGUCCUUUGCAAAAAACAAAUUACGAACAGGGUUUCUGUCGUAUACAUUAUCUCCAGUCUGAUCCAAGCUGGUGGAAAGCUGAGGCCAGCAUUGCAUUUACAUUUACUCCUGCUUUGUUCCAUGUUUUUUGUCUUUCAAUCAAUAAUUAAUUUGAAUGUCCACUUGCUGCCUGGGGGGAAUUUUGAUAGUUGGUCAUAAAUACAGUUCGCAGCAUUUGCUUCCACAUGAAUCUGUCAGUAGUAACAGAAGAGUUACUACGGUAUGGAAUCGGUAUUAAAUAGCCAGAAUAAGCCAUUCUCAGAUGUAUUAAAGACCGAAAAGAUCAGCCAAUAUGUGGUAGUAAUGCAUCCUCGAUGGAAACUCUUGCGUAUUCUAGGAAAUAUUAUUGCUUGGAACAGCAAAGAUACAAUGAUGAAUAAUGCAUACAUACCCCGUUAGCCUAUAAUGAAGAUAAAGAUGAUGCCUGAGCGGAGGUUAAUGUGCCUCUUUAACUUAAGAUUCAUAGGAACCCAGAAGGGUUGUAAAAAGGGCUAGUGAAUGGCUAUGGUUUUGUAGAACACAUUAACUGUGAAUAUUAUUCCUCUUGGAAGGACACGCAGGACUAAUAUUGAAGGCUUGACAAUUCUUGUCACCCCUGAACCUAAAAAAAAAAAAAACUUGACUGAGUUCUCCACAUGCUAAAUGAAAUGUUCCAUGUUUCAUUUGUUAUUUACACAAGACAAACAAUUGAAAAUAAGAAGUAUCUGAAACAAUUGGUUUUGGGGUGGGGUUUCAGGAGUGCCACUUUUCCGUGAGCCAAAUCUCCUGGCCCGGGGCCCGAGCCAGCCAUAGCACCGAAACACCUUCAAACAGAGUCAUCUCCUUUCUGAGAAAGGCCUUUCCUGCACUCAGGCAGCAGCCUGUCUUAGAGGAGGAGGAGGAGUGACAGAGGCCUGACUCGCAUCCUCUGGUUGACAGCAUGUGAUAGUUUUGGUUUGUGAGGCAGGGGGAAAGCAGACACGGCAGACAGAAGGUGCUCUUCAUACAAAACCUGUACGUGCUUCUCUCAUCCUGCCGCGCUCAUGUUACGACACCCCCAGUGUCAGGAAGAUGCAUGGUUGUUCCGAGGACACACCAGAGACCAGAGCAUAGCCAUUUGAACAGGAUAUCUUCCUUGAAUAAGUGCAUCUGACAGGUUGCAUGAUGUUUAAUUUAAUUGCUGUCUGUGAGUCACAUACAGUAUUGCUGUUCUACAGUAUGAGGAAGGCUUGGUGAGUGGUGGCAUGUGCUGAAUAGGAGCAGCCUAUCAAUAACAUGAGAGCCAUCACUUUGGCCAGUCCACAUCCACCCCUCAAUUGGUUUCGAUAUAGACCUGACUGUGGUAAGAGAUUAUGUUUAAAGGUUAGUGCCAACUCUGAUCAAAACUCUGACACAUGGUCCCCUGUUGAUAUAACUGUACAUGAAAUAUUGUUAAUUUCUGUGCUUGUCUCAUUCAAAAAUGCAGCAUAAGCUCAUAGAAGCGUACUUGACAUGCCUGCUGCUUAUUUCCUGUUCUAUUUUGUCAUAAGUGGACUUUUUUUUGUUGCACUUAUUAUAUUGUCGUUGACUGACAUGUUGUUGUGUGCCAUAUUCUCUACUGUACCUCCCUAUGCCAAUCUAUUGUGCUGUUAUGCCCAAUGCCUUGUUAUAUAUAUAAGCCCAAGUCUGACCACCUGGCAGAAAGGCUGCUCUGCUGUUAUUUGUUCCACAUGACCAUACACAGAAUCCACAAGAAAAAGAAGCUGCAGUGCAAAAUAACUGUACAUCCAGUAGCUGCUCUCAACUGCUGCUUGCGAAACAAGCUGGCCAGGUUGCCUUUUCUCAGUGUUUAGUGCUACUUAGAUAUUGGUAACUGUCACUACAAGACUGUGCAUAUCUGGAGCCGCCAGAGAUGGAACUAUAUUUAAAACAAGUCACUGGAUGUGCAUAAAUUCUCACUCUCGGUGUAAGUGAACCUGUAAUGCAGGUUAAGGGGUACUUAAGGUCUUUUAAAUGUACAGACAUUUGGCUUGAGUUUGCAAAUUAUACUGGAUAUAUGUGUAUAAAACAGGGUCAGAUUUUUAAUUUGUGCAGAUUUGUUAGUGAUUUGAAACCGAAUUGGCUUGUACGCACAAAAAACUGUUGCUAA